This is a messenger RNA of Syngnathoides biaculeatus (alligator pipefish), 1451 nucleotides long. RefSeq names its product vascular endothelial growth factor Ba (gene vegfba). Gene Ontology annotation, biological process: vascular endothelial growth factor signaling pathway; positive regulation of angiogenesis; induction of positive chemotaxis. Lineage: Eukaryota; Metazoa; Chordata; Actinopteri; Syngnathiformes; Syngnathidae. Gene Ontology annotation, cellular component: membrane. Gene Ontology annotation, molecular function: growth factor activity; chemoattractant activity; vascular endothelial growth factor receptor binding. The transcript has 8 exons. The coding region runs from base 496 to 1218 and encodes 240 amino acids. The record is from RefSeq and is a predicted model, not a curated record.
GGCGUGACCGAGCUCGGAGCGACUUAUGCGGCACCGUCUUCUCGCUCCCUCCCGCCCCCUUUUCCUCGUCAUGCGGUGGAUCUCCGCACGACCCCGCCAUCCUCUUUUAAUUGAUUUUUCAAAUCAUUUCGGGUCGCCCCGCCGGGAGGCUCUGACGACGGAAAGAAGACCGCGAUGAAUGUAAAAAGGCAAAACUUUCCUCAAGUCGCGUGAUUGCAACGAGCCGUUUUUGCGCCGACAUGCCGGAGAUCGAGAUGAUUAUGAGAGGAAUUUCAUCUUCGAGAACAUGAGAGUCGCGCACCUCCGGAUGAAGAUGCCACCGAGCGUGUGGGAAGCCGGAGAGUGAACGCCGGCUUUGGUGCGUCUUUAUUCGGCCGAGGAGGACAGACGGACUCGCGCAUGUGAUCCCGACACGUCUUUGGAUGCGAGUGAUCCAAAAUCGGCAGUAGCAGCAGUAGUAGUCGGACGCCUCUCCCGAGGACUCCCGUGCACACCAUGGGGAUUAUGCACCAAGUUAUUCUAGGAAUGUUUCAAUUCCUGCUGCUCACCACGAUCCCGGCGUCCCACGCCAAGCUGGCUCACUGGCGGCCCACCGACUCGUCCAAAUCCAGAGAAGGUCGAGAAGUGCGGCGGUGGUUGGAGGUGUACUCCCGCAGCGGCUGCGAGCCCCGAGAGACCCUGGUGGAGGUCUGGCGGGAGUUGCCGGGCGAGACGCACCACCUCUUCGUGCCCUCCUGCGUGGCGGUGAGGAGAUGCGGCGGGUGCUGCGCGGACGAGGCGAUGGAGUGCGUGCCCUCGCUCACGCACACCCUCACCAUGGAGCUGAUGAGGACUUCCUUUAUGAAACACGAGCUCACUCAGUUGACCUUUGUUGAACACAGGCGGUGUGAGUGCAGAGUAAAAGAACAACUCCAGCUGACACCAUCUCCGAGACCCUUUCACAAGCCGACAAAAGUCAAGAAAAAGGGGAGAGGGAGGAAGAUUGUCGGAGGCAUCAUAAAUGCGACUCCCGUCCUCUCCUCUCCCCCAAUGACACCCCCCCCUCAUCCCACCCCUCUGCCGAGCGUUCUGCCGUCUUGCCGGCCGUGCCGAGGCAGGAAGUGGACGCUGGACACGGCGUCGUGUCGGUGUCUGUGCACCCUCACGGCUGAGAGCUGCCACCGAAAACAUCGCCGACACAACCCGCAUCGCUGCAGGUGCGACGCCGUCAGGACUUGACGUGUCCCCCCUUUCACCUCGUCCUCCCCACCCAAACCUGCCCAAAGGAAGUAUUAUUAGCACACAGCCUGUACUAGCUUUUUCUCUCAUUAAGCCACCACUGUAGCACUGUACCUGUACAUCAGAUGUGUGUGUGUGUGUGUGUGUGUACAAUUGUACAGUACAUAACGUGGACAGACACGUCCAGUCACUAAACACCUCGCACGAGCGCUGCGACCGCGGCGCUAAUCUAU